AUCUCUGAUUCAUCUAUCCCCUUCUUCAGGUGGGACCGCUCUGGAUGUGUGGUGACGAAACUCAUUAAAAGGCACCAGAAGUGUUUCACUUUCUAGUAGAGCGGAUUCAACCCCAUCGCGGCAUUGACUGCUAGCCAACAGCUUCAUGUUGCCUCCUGCUCACUGGAUACAUUCAUCCUGGACUCGAGCCUCCCGAGGAUGCUUUUAGAUGACAACAUUGCAUUGCCCACCAAAAACAAAAGUCAUUCAUACGCGCUCAUUCGCUCCAUUUCCUUUAUGGUUGACGAGGAUUGCUCGGACUUCGAUUCGACGUUCCUCCCUGGCCUGUGUUCUAAAAUUCUCGAAAUUAUCAUGAAGUUCUGCGUUUUUGGAUGGAAUGUUUCAAUAAGUCAUCCAUCAUCCAGUUUUGUUCUCCCUUGCCUCAAACGACACGUCGGUGCAUCAUGACCCUCAUCCUCGAUACCUUUUCCCUGGACCUUUCCGAGUCCAUCCACAAAGGCAGUGAGCAUUGUAUCCAACUCGUGAGUGCGAUCCUAGUUUGAUACGAUUGUAACUUUGUGUACGAGGGGGACUGCUGGGAAAGCAUUCACACUGUGUCGUCUGAAGUGCGUAUCACUUUCCGCCCCUUCAAAAGAGGCAAUUGCUUGAGUGCCUCUGGGCUGAAUGAGCAUGAACUAGGAAUUUCAACGCCUGCACCUCUAUUGGACUGGUGGGGCUCCAUGCGUGUAAAUAUAACUUUGCGACCCUGCACACCGGAUGCUCGGUCCUGGUGGGCUAAGUACAUCCAUUCAGCGGACGUACGAAGGGCGACCUGAGGAGUUGUCUGUUCUCCAGCUUCCCAUCGACCUGUUUGUCAUGGGUGUCAAGGGCUAUUUCGCCGACGCUGUCCGCUACCGUCAUGCCUAUGGCCUUGCCGCUUCUGCUGCUACAGGCUCCGUUUUCUAUGGUUGGGACGUCGGUCUCAUUGGCGGAAUACUCACCAUGCCCUCCUUUAAAUCAUAUUUCGGUAUAGACAAAAUGACUGCCUCUGAACAGGCAAAUCUCAACGGCAACAUCGUUGCUGUCCUUCAAGGCGGUUGUUUUUUCGGAGCACUGUUCACGGGUUAUCUAUCGGGCAGGUUUGGUCGUAAACCUACCUUGUUGUCUUCAGGUGUCGUCUACCUGAUCGGUAGUUUGAUACAAUCUGUUGUUGGUAUCGGGACAAGCGCUACAGUUGCCUUGCGCCUGCUGUACUUCAGUCGCUGGCUUGGUGGUGUCGGCGUGGGUAUGGUCUCCGCUCUUGUGCCGUCUUACGUGGCGGAAUGUGUACCUGGCGAAAUUCGAGGUCGUUGCACUGGAACUGUCCAGCUUGCUAACAACAUUGGCAUUAUGUUGAGCUUUUGGGUCAACUACUCCGCGGAAAAGAACCUUCCUCAUGGGAAUAUGCAAUGGCGCCUUCCCUUCAUCAUUCAGAUGGUCCCUGGUGUCUUCUUCAUGGUAUUUAUGAUCUCUCUACCCGAGUCUCCUCGAUACCUCGUCGAAAUCGGAAAGUAUGAACGCGCCACACGUUCACUCGCGUUUGCUUCCGGGCGAUCUCCCGAUGACAAGAAUGUCCGCAUCACAUUAGAGGAGAUCAAGGCUGAUUUCGAGGGCAAAGAGAAGGUGCCGCUCUUGAAGCAACUUACCAUGAUGCGGGAAUCACGUACGACCGCUCUUCGAUGCUUUAUCCCCUCGUUCAUCAUGUUCUGGCAGCAAGCUACUGGCACUAAUGGGAUCAACUACUUCUCACCCACCAUAUUCGCCAGCUUAGGCGUCUCUGGUACUACAUCCGGCCUAUUGGCCACGGGUGUCUACGGUGUCGUCAAGACCGUCUCAGUCGCUCUCGCCCUAGCUUUUGCUGUCGAAGCUCUCGGACGUAAGAAAUGUCUCAUUAUUGGUGGCCUUGGGCAGGCGGCCAUGAUGCUCUGGAUCGGAGCAUUCUCUGCUAUCCACCCCCAACCCACAGUCGUUCCCGCUUCCUACGUCUCCAUUGCCGCCGUAUACCUAUAUGCCAUUUUCUUCUGCCUCGGUUGGGAACCCUUACCAUGGGUCGUUGCGGCGGAAGUCGCUCCUAACCAUGUCCGCAACGCAGCGUACGCCGUUGCUAUUGCCGUCAGCUGGCUCUUCACCUUCACCGUUUCCAAACUGACGCCUAUCAUGCUUGAGAGGAUCACCUACGGUACCUUCCUCUUGUACGGUUGCGGCUGUAUCCUCAUGUCUGCUUGGGUGUACCUUUUUCUUCCUGAGACAAGGGGGCAUGCCCUCGAAGAUAUCAAAUAUCUCUUCGAGCGGGACGUUGUGGUCCGUUCGUUGCAGGAUGCACCAGGUGGUCGUUUAUUCUUGGGUUCCAAGCGUGCUAUUCCGGUCGAGGAACUCAAGGCUGCGGAGAUGGACAUAGGAUCUCAUGACGACAUCAAAGACGUCAAAGUUGAUGAUGGAGACUUCAAGUUGGAUGCAUAAACCAGACGUUUUAUAUAGCGCUAUCAUGAAUUCAAGCUGUAUCAAUAUCUGUAACAGUACCUUCCGAAACUCGGCGAACCGAUGAUCCAAAGUUGUGACAUUC
This is a messenger RNA of Somion occarium, 2581 nucleotides long. The record is from the annotation of a GenBank genome assembly. NCBI's taxonomy places the organism in Eukaryota, Fungi, Basidiomycota, Agaricomycetes, Polyporales, Cerrenaceae.